Lytechinus pictus (painted urchin) is the source of this 6614-nucleotide messenger RNA. RefSeq lists its product as uncharacterized. Lineage: Eukaryota; Metazoa; Echinodermata; Echinoidea; Temnopleuroida; Toxopneustidae. The record is from RefSeq and is a predicted model, not a curated record. The coding region runs from base 269 to 4303 and encodes 1344 amino acids. The transcript is spliced from 9 exons.
GUAUUAUAGCUCUAUGCUAGAAGGGAGCUAGCUAAGUGAUGUACUUGUGUUAGUACUAUUUGUGUUCCUAUGAAGUGAUGUCCAUGUACAUGUAGAAUGAAGGAGUAUUGACUGCAAAAUGAAAGCUGAAGUGAAUUGACAAAUGCCAGCUCGGACUUUGAAUUUCAUAUAUGGUGCUCAUCAUAGCUAGGCCUAUGUGAUAAUAAUUUAAAGCGAAAGUUAAGGUGAUGUUACUAUCGGCAUAUACAAGGCCUUGGCUGCUUGCAAUAUGGAUGCCCAGAGGGCUACUGUCAGACUGCUAAGAAGAUGGCGAAGCACACAACCUCCAGAUGAAGUUACCAGGAAAGAGCUUUAUGAGAGACUCAUAAAAGUAGAUCCUUCAGAUAAAAUCUUUCGACAGCAUAUCUCAGAUGUAAUUCAAGGAACUAAUCAAGAUCUGUAUGUCUGCCUUGGUGAGGGUAUCGGCAAUGUGACAGGGAGCAUCAACAAUGGUGUGAAGAAACCAUUCAAUGGUGACGACGAAGCUAGGUUUGAUUGGAUCAGUCAAGUGAACAGUGAACUCUCAGCUCUAACAGUGGUCUCUGCUUCUAAUAACGAACACAGUAGAGAGAGAUAUAACCAUAACAGAGUAUCAAGCAUGGAUUCAAACCAAGAUAUAAAGCAAGAAAUGCAGGAAAGUACUGUAGAAGAGGCACCUUCGCUAUCCUCGAGUGCACACCAAGAAGGUGAAAACAUUACUCCGGGUUCAGGAGCCUUUGUUAAUAACCAUGCAGAGGAAAAAGAAAAUGGUCCGAAUCCUUUAUCUACGAUCAUGCCGAUGAAAGAAUCAAUCAAGUCAUCUAAAACAGUAAGCUCGGCAUCUGAAAAGGGACCAAGCAACAAGAGACCGAGUAGAGAACAAAUAUAUAUUGACGUUUCUCCUUGCAUGCCUUGCUCAGAGUCCAGCGAACCCUUAUGCAAAGAAUCUGAUAGAAAACUAAAACAGGAUAUGGAAGGAGGUGCUGCAUCGCUAUCCCCAUCGCCAUGUCGAGAAAUUGUAAGCGUUACUGUGGAUUCAGGAUCGUCUGUGAUGAACCCUGCCUAUGGAAAGGAAAAUGAAUUGAUUCCGUUAAUGAAACAUUUUGAAAUGAGAGAAUCAAUCAAGUCACCUGAAGCAAUAAGUUCGGAAUCUGAUAAGGGACCAGGCAAAAAGAGACCUAGUAGAGAAUCAAUAUACAUUGACUUCUCCCCUUGCCCGCCUUGCUCAGAGUCGAAUGAGCUAUUCAGCAAAGAUUCGAGUAAACAGGUGGAAGAAGACAUGCCAGGAAGUCCAGCAACAGAGCGAUAUUCACUAUUCUCAAACCCAUGUCAAGAUGUUAGGAAUCUAUGGUCGGAUCCAGAAACCUCUGUGAAGAAUAGUACUAGUGGAAAUGAGUUGGAGUCAAACCACUUGACGACGGAACAAAAGGUGAAAAAAUCAUUUUCUGAAAAUGGUAUUGACUUUGUUCUUGAUACAUACAAACCACUAUCUGAUGACGAGGUCUUUAACGUUGCUGAGGACAUCGAAUCGGACGCCCAGAUCGAAGCUCUUGGUGCCGCUCUAAUGUUUUCGAGAGCCGACAUCAACCGAUAUCUGGCUACAAACCAGGUACUGGGACGAAAAACGAGCCAAGGAAGCCGUACAAUGCUGUUCGAUUGGCGUCAGGCGAUGAGACUUCGGGAUCAACGCCCUUCUUUCAAAGGAGCUCUGGUUCGAGCAGGACUGGUCAUGAUAGCAGAUCAGUACUUUUCAGACGUUCAAGAGAUGACAGAAAAUUCAAGCAAGGAAAACUUUGAUGAACACGGGAGUACGUUGAGAAAUCUGGCGAGAGACAUCGAAAACGAUGCCCAACUGCAUGUAUUUGGUGGAGAGCUCGGCUUUAGGAAGGUUGACUUGGAUAGGUUUUCUGCAUCAAACAUGACAGAAGGGACAGUUACGUGUAAAGGAAAUACCGACAUGCUUUAUGAAUGGCGCCAAAGAGUGAUCCCUUCGGAGAUACCCAUUAGACUUAAGAAAGCGUUACGCCAAUCGGGUUUAGUGUUCCUAGCUGAGAAGUAUUUUCCAGACAUCUUGCAACCCGAAGAGCCUUCUUUGGACACCCUGAGCGCAAAAACUACGGCAAUAGCCUUCCUACGGAAACAUAUGAUUGACUAUUACACGAUGGUAACAUGUCAGAUUCAGAGAAAACCUUGGGACCCGGAAGAUUUUGCUGAUUUGAAGAACCUCUUUACCAAUAUUAUCGUCUACUUCGUAAACAAGGUGACGGGUGGGGCAAUGAAAGAGAUUCUUCCUGGGUCUAUCAAUGAUGUGUUCCGGGUGAAAGUCAAUGGACGUCUUCCAAACAGGGUCCUCUUAAUUGCAGCAGCCGGAAUGGGCAAGACCUGCGCCGUGGCAAAGAUGGCAUAUGACUGGGCGUAUCAGGAAGAGAACUCUCCACUCAACGAUAUUCCUCUCUUCUUUGCUCUAAAGCUGAGGGCGGCUGACGAAGGCAUGUCACUUGGUGAAGCUAUCCUCUCCGAAACCAUUGGGAACAUCCAUGGAGUGACCCCAGAAUCACUAGAAGAUUUCAUUGGAAGACAUGAAGAGGAUUGUGCAAUGGCAUUAGAUGGAUAUGAUGAGUACAAGGGAAAGUUGUCUUUGAGGAACCCAACGAGCAGUAUCACACAGGCGAUUGGAAACAGAAUUUACAGGUCCUGUCGAAUUAUUGUCACCAGUCGGCCAUAUCUUGAAAAUGAGUUUGCAAUUCCAGGACUGGCCAGAAUCUACACGAAGAUGGAGAUCAACGGAUUCACACAAUCCCAGGUGCAGUCCUUUAUCAAGAAAUAUUUCAUGUUGAAGUCAAAACCGGAAGAGUUUCGCAGAUUAACAGGAUUCCUGCUGGAGAACGCAUUUAGUCAAACCAUCAUGAACACUCCACUCUUCUGUAUGAUGAUCUGUCAUCUCUGGGAAGAAGGUCUUCUUACUCAGAUCUCUUCUUUGACAGGGUUGUUUGAUACCAUCAUUCAAUUUCUACUAACACAUUCAAAAGCCAAGGAUGAUACGUUUGAAUGUGACAUUCAAGGUCUCCUUCAGGGUCUUGGAAAGUUAGCAAUGUCUGGACUCUUGAAGGAAGCACAGAAAGUGGUCUUCGAAGGUGCGGAUCUUGAAGGGAUAGAAGAAAGCGAGGGCAUUGGUAUCACACUUGGUCUGUUGUCAAAGCAGACAAAUCCAGCCAGGAAUAUUACGAACGGGAAAGCCUCUAGGACAUACAUCGAGUUCUUCCACAAAAUGGCACAAGAGUAUUGUGGAAGCAAAUUCUUGGCUAGUUCUGAAGAUGACCUUGACUACUUCCUAAAAGCUGUAUGUAGAAGUAGAACACCCCUCAUGUAUGGCAAUAUCCUUCGCUUCCUCGCAGGCUCAGGUGACGAUAUUCUGAUAUCCUCUAUUCAGCACAUUUUACAAAUUGAAGAGAGAGUAAUGAGCAAAGAAAUCAAGCACAGGCUCCUUCUUGAUUGUAUUUGUGAAGCCAGAGGGGAUAUUUCGAAUUCAACGUCUAACUUUCCAACUCUCUUUGACAACGGCAAAAUAUGUCUGCAGUCAUUAUCUCCUAGUGCAGUAAUAGGCCUGACAAGACUACCGCCAACUGUUAGAAAACAGAUCACGUCAGCAGAUCUCAUGUAUUGCAAUCUGCCGUCCAAUCUUACACGAAUCAUUUUACAUGGUCUACAAUCUUGUGACAAUCUGGAAGAGAUGAAGGUGUGGGAGUGCAGUCUAAAAAAUCCUCCAUUACUCCAGCUUCCUGCAGUCAGGGGUAUCUUUAUUGGACACCUCGACAAUUCUCAGGAAUAUUCCUCACUCAUCGCAGCAGUUCCAAACGUGCAAACUCUCAGGUUGGAGAGUUGUCCAAACUUUGACACUCUUCAACAGGUCCUUCAAUCAUUCAUGAAAGGACUCAAAAAGUGCAAUCGUCAGCUUCGCAGUCUUCUGGUGUCUGGAUGUCGAGGGAAAUUGUCGUCGUUAUGUGCCAAGGAGCUUAUCGACUGCCUAAUGUUAGAAGCGCCACUUUUGGAAAAGCUGCAGUUGUUCAACGUCAAUUUUGAUUGGAAGAAUCUGCGGAUAUCUAUUACAAGAAUGAGACGAAUGAAAAGUCUGAGGGAUAUUGGAAUUGAGUACUGUGGAACCACAGAAGACGGAGACUUUGAAAAUUGUCUUCGAGACAUUGCUUCAGCUGAUGGCGAGAUUAAGGUGACAUUACGUCAUGCUUACCAAAGAAGCAAGAUCUACAGAAUUCAUCCUCUUCCGUAGCUAUCUCAAAGACAUCGUACAGACCUGUACCUUAGAGAAGUGCGGUCACAUAAGGAGGCUGAAGAUUUCGUCAUAUUCAUCAUGUUCAUUCUCGGAUACGAUUCGGAUCAAUUCGUAUUGCUUUGCAUUUGGGUGGAGUUAGUAAAAAGAAAUUAAAUGUUUAUGAAUUUUCAUCCAUUACCGUGAUUGCUUUCUUAUUACUUUUUCAUUUCUUAGAACCUAGAACUUUUUAAAUCUUAAUAUGAUGUAUUGGCAAUUUACUUUAACAACUAACAUCUAUAUAGCUAACACUAUUUUACGCCCAAUCAAAGUUUAUGUGCACUUGAUGUAUUGUUAUCAAUCUAAAACCGUAAUACUAGUUCAUGAUAUUUAUAAAAUUACCAUUUAGAAAUAGGACUUGAUUACAGCUAAAUUCCAAUUCACAUUCCUGAAUUUUCAACGUAAUACGGUUUAUUUUUAACCAUCCAAUAUUGAAAUUGUUGAGUGUACUUUAUAAAAACAUGAUGGAUGUUACAAUUUUGUAAAAAACUCAAGAUAUUGGAAAAAUUGCAUCACUUCACAAAAUGUUUUUUUAAUAACCCUUUCAUUGUUACACUAAUGUUUGUUCGACAGAACAUCCAAUUGACACCAAAGGUUGCAUGCAAAGCUGACCACGCUUAUCCUUUUUAUUCUAUUUAGAUAGAAGUAUAGUCACACAACCAAGAAAGAUACAGUGUAAGGGAUAUUAUACAAAAUUAGUACGAAGGGGAUUGACUUAAAAUUUAUUUAAUGUACGUGUAGAACAUAAUUUAUUACCAAUUAUAUACAAAUAAAAACUCAGUGAACGAAUGCUGCAGUAAUUCAAUUACAGGGAAGGUAGAAAAAAGACUGAAAUUUUUGAAUUUCAGUAGAAACAUCAUUCCUCAAAAUAUUGCAAAAUGUGAAUUAUACAUUCAAAGUUUUUGUAAAAAUAUACAAUAAGAAAUCAACACCUUCAUUUCAUCGCCAAUCCGAGUUACUCAAUUACACAGUAAAAACAAAUUGUACAACCUGGUUCUAAUUGAUCGGGUAGUCUAUAAAAGUUAAAACGAAUAAUUCUUCCGAUACAGUAUUUUUUUUUUCUUACGACAAUUACGUUCUACAUGUUCUAGGGGAACUGAAAUCCGACGAACUGUAUACAUAACUCACAGUGGAUCUCGAACCACAUUACGCGCAUUCGUUUAGUCUUGACUCGCAUCGCCCUUUUAUAAAUAAUCAGAAAUGUGUUGUAAAUUUUGUUUUUGUUUCUAAAAAGGGAAUUUUCGGAUGCAUAUUGUAAAUAUCUACACAUAUCUUGGCAAAUGUUGUGACAAAUGUUAUAAAGGGUAGCGUAAAAUAUUCAUUUGUUUAUUACGUAUACAUUUGAAAAGACAACAUCAUGUUACACCAUUGGUAAUCAAUGAUUCAUGACCCUGAUGUGGUAUAUUGGCCUUUUCUGGUAAUAUCAUCAGAACAUGUUCGUUUGGUUGUUAUGAAAUUCCUUUCCGCCCCUCAAAAAUGUGCACUAGUUUCGUUGAAGUCUUCUUGCACCAUAAUCCUAAUCGACACAAUACAAAAAGUAGUCUAAUCACAAUCUCAUUUGCCUCAAAUAACAAAUCAUUUAGAUUUAAAAAAAUGAAGGCACAUUUAGUGAAAUACCAAAGAUUUUGACCAUAGUCCAGUCGGUUAUCAAACGAAAUACAAAAGAAAAGUUAUCAGAUAAUGAAUGUACAAUAUUAAAUUGAACCUUAUAAUGAGGAGACAGCUUCGCGACAAAGCUUUUACACUCAGUUCAGUUAAGUUUUUAUUUUUCUCAUUUCCAAUAAAAAAAUUAAAUUCAUACGUAUAUCAAUUUACACAAUAAGACAUGUAGAAUUAUCCAUCUAUACAUGAUAUCAUAUAUGUACAUGCUAUUUAUAACAAAAUGUGAUAAGUCUUUGUACAUAUUAUCAUGAAUUUAAUACUAUUUUAUUGGCUUCAUGAUUUGGCCAUACCGAUAUAAUUUCCAACAGGCAUGGAAUGAGAACAAUAAUGCUUCAAAUUUAGUGAAAUUUUCCCUUGAAAUCUAUACUCUUAUCCGCGGAUUUACUUUAAAAAGCACUUUAUUUAUUUGCAGUUCAUGACUGCCAUUUAUAAUUUAAAUGUAAUUUAGCUGAAUUGAGUUGACCCUUUUUUACACCCCAUGCAAAGGUGGAUAUUAACUUCAAAAUCGUAGUAAUGAACAUGUAGACAGUUGCAUAUGUAUUAAUCAUUAACACGAAUUGGACAGAAAUGUGUAGACCAUUCCAAUAAAAAGUUAACUUUAUACAUUCUA